CGAGAGCAGCACAUGUCGGGCCAGGACAGUGAAGAAGCGCUCUCUGUCUUUCAGGUGCCGUUGGCCCCGACAGGAAGGGGCAAUGAGUUCCGUACACAAAACAUAUCCCCAGAAGACUGGGAGCGACGAAACGUCGUCGAAAGAACCCAAGAUGCAUUUCACGUCUAUUGCGACUUGAUGGACGUCAAACACGGUACUUUUGGUGCGGCAGCAGAUAUGGAGUUUGCAACACUUCUCGUGUUCCGCUUUCGCUUCGACCCGCAGAAAAAAUCAAGACGGAUUCGUGAGGCGACGGUCAAGAUUGAGUUUGUCCCUUGCGCAGUUGGCCAGGAUCCGCCAGAGGUGAUAAGCAUCGCUCCCGACGAGCGCUGGAGCUUGGUGACAACGAUGGAUCACGAAGAAAUUGUCAAGGGGGGCAAGCUGGGGCUUGAUGGGUCCGCGGCGUCGGUACUCACGGCGACGGGCAGUCUAGAAAUGCAGAAAACAACGACGCGCCAUGUCAGCGACGCGACGACGGUCACAGGCACGACGAAUCUUGGCGCAGGUCGCAAUUCGGGGCUGGAGACGGUUGCUCGUUGGCGGCUGUUGGAAAACGCCAGACAAAAGACUGGGGUGCCUGACUCGGUGCGUGUCGCAGUACUGGUCCGGCGAGAGACAGACGAUCCUUUCAAUGCCAUUGUGACGAUUGAGGCCGAGGCGGACCUGGCCACAAAUUUUGGCAGUCUAUUCAGGAAAGUGCCACUAGACGAUCCGGUGCUUUUCAAUCCCAGGGCUGAGCGGAAAGGGUGGAAGACAAACGAAGGUCGAUCUCGUGGAGUCGAGAACCUAGGUGCGGAACCAUUGUACUCUUACUGUGAAGCGCGGGUGUCAGAAGAUGAAGGAGAUUUUAUGGCAGAUGAGCUCCUUGGAGAUGGAGCAGAAACUCCGGAGCUCGACGACAGGGUCAGAGCAAUGUUUAUUCAACACCUCGAAGAUGCAAGCCGUCUUGACAAGUCAACCGAUAAAGGCGAAACUACAGAAGAGAGAGAUUCCAAAAGAAAAACAUUUGUCAAGGACUUCUCCCACCUUUGGCACAGCAGAAUGCGACCGGGGGGCGGCAACUUUCUGCACUUUUUGGCUUCUCAAGAAUACGGCAUCAAGCUACGCCUAGAAUGGCUCAUGGCCUUGGCCAUCAAUAGGUUGCCGCAUUUGAUGGGUGUCCUUGAUGAUAGGAAACUCUCGCCUCUAAGUCUCGCCAUCUCGGUUGGCAAUAUCAAGUUUUCAUGGGCAGUGUGCGUCAGAAUGAAUAGUGCGAAGAAGGAGAUAAUUGGCGAAGCUCUCAAGUCCGAGUGUGAGGAGCGUGACAUGGACGCUGGCGUUACCUGCUUGCACAGAGCUAUCUCGAGUGGCCUGAUGCCUAGGCUGAUCCAAGAGCUUAUCAAGUUUGUGCCGCAUAGCAUGUUCAGUGCAGCUGAUUCUCGAGGCCGCACUCCCUUACACCUGGCCGUCGAAUAUAGCAAGGGCAGCCCUGACCAGGUCGCCAUCGUGCAGCUGAUGUUGGAAAGAGGGCCUGCAGCUUUGAAGUGCCGCACCACGCAUGCAUUGGGGAUGUGUUCCGCUUACCAGUAUCACGAAAGGACGCGUAGGGAGUAUCGAGCCUCGGUUGACAACGAACAAAUAAAGCCCCCGUCACGACCUUACAUAAAUGGUCAGCUACCAGAUGCUCCACGACGCGACGAGAAACCCGAGAAUGACGCCAAGAAAAUCGACAGAUCCAAGCAAGACAAGACCGCCAAGGAGGGGAAGCCAGAGGUCCAAAAAUGGCCGCAAUCACGGCAAGGGAAUGAUUCCAUUAGUGGCUCGCUAACUGCGCAUGAGGCGUUGGACGAACGGCCAAGCAAACAUAAUGCUAGAAAUGAUGCUAACAACAAUAAAGACAAGGAGCUAUGGUAUGAUUUUGGCCCCAAACCGGAGACCAAGAUUAGCGAGAAAGCCUUCCGCAAGCAGUUCCUCCAUCUCGAUUUCGACUCGGUCCUACAAUAUGUCGCUUUUCCCCGCAUAGAGCUUGAAAAACACACCGACGCCGCCGUUAACGAGAAUGACAAGUUGCAUAGCGGGCGACAAGACAUGAUCCCUCUUUUUAAGUGGUUGCGGGAAAAGGGUGUCAAGCGAAUCAUUCGUGUCGAGGUUGAUGACAUGGAAAUGCCGUGUCACAGUGACGAGGCUAUUGAAGAAGCCCUGGCCGGGUUUGAUGUUGAGGUCCUCGACUGGAAACUUGAGGAUCUCGACGUGACCACACUCCAUCACAUAGGUGACAAGCUUCGUGAGGUACAUUUGUAUUGGGGCGGACGCAACGCCGUGCUCCGAUCGUGGAGCGAGAAGGGAGAAGGACUUUGCAAGCUUCCUGCGCUAGAAAAGAUCACUGUCAAACAAGUCCGGGGCCUCGAAUGCGAAUCCCGGACAAAAGCAAACUUGGAAUCCUUCCAGGUUCGACUCAACGAGUCUUGGGGGACGGGCGGAACAGAAGAUGGACAAUCGACUGCUACAGGAACUACCUAUAGCACCAAGAACAAGACCAAGCCGAGACAAACCCCCAAGGUUGGUCUGCCAGAGUCCAGUCCAACACGGACUCGGCAUCCGGAUUAUCUCGGCCGUACGCUCGACACACCACCGCCGCAGGAACGUCGGGUUGAUCCCCAUAAAUGGAUGCUUUGCAUGGAAGAAUUUGCAUCAUCGUUUCGUCAAAUCCGUGAACUGCGUAAAAAGCACAAUGACCCGUUUCUUAGGCCAGUCACGAUAGCACUCAUCGAUGAUGGUGUGAAUAUUACCCACGAAGAACUGUGUGGGAGGAACUUUCCGGGAAAAAGCUUUGAUCAUUAUAAGGAGGAUGGUUGGUGGCGCGUAUCACCGUACUGGAACUCGGCAACUGGCCACGGCACCCUCAUGGCACGGCUGAUCCAACGCAUCUGUCCCAGUGCUACAAUCCAUGUCAUCAAGCUCAAGACUGUUCGGACGGUCAACUCGGGCAAGAUUCAGAUCGACUCCCAAAGCGCCGUGCAGGCUAUAAGGCAUGCGACCGAGAUAGGCGCCCAAGUCAUCUGCAUGUCGUGGACCACAAAGCCACCAGAGGAUGCUGUGGAGAAAACGGCUUUUGACGAUGCGAUUCGGUUUGCCCACUCCAAAGACGUGCUCAUGUUCUGUGCGGCGAGCGACCAGGGGAGCUUCCCAGAGUUUACCUACCCACACGCUUCGAAUCCCAACUACACGUUCCGCAUCGGCGCGGCCCGGGCGACGGGCAAAACUGCCGACUUUGUCGGCGGUGGCCAGGAUCUCAGCUUUGUGUUCCCCGGCCACGACGUCGUCAUGAAGCCCCUGUACAGCGACGUCGGAACCGACAAUGGCUUUGACGCGUUCGCUUCUCAUACCGGAUCUUCGGUCGCCACCGCACUGGCUACUGGGCUGGCGGCACUGGUCUACGAGUGCGUCCGGCUGGCAGUCAUUUACGCGAUCGAAACGAAGCAGACGAUAGCGGCUGUCCGACGCGAUGACCUGACUAUGAUUCGCUCCAAGCAGCGCAUGGAGGAUUCUCUGCAGAGCAUCGGGUUCAACCUCCAGACGGGCAACAAAUAUCUUUUGGUCUGGAAUCGAUUCGAAAAGCCAGCUCGCCAGCUAAGGGAUAGCGAAGGGGUCAACGAGAGGCAGAUGGAGAUUGUGGCCAACCUAGCCCGCUCGUUCCUCACCGGAAUUCAAGAUUCGUAG
Molecule: messenger RNA, 3738 nt
Organism: Pyricularia pennisetigena
Lineage: Eukaryota; Fungi; Ascomycota; Sordariomycetes; Magnaporthales; Pyriculariaceae
Exons: 4
Biological process (GO): proteolysis
Molecular function (GO): serine-type endopeptidase activity; protein binding
Source: RefSeq, a predicted model, not a curated record